UAAAACCCGAAGCCCCCAGCCGGAGCCAGCCAUGGCGUCCGCGUCAGCCACGGCCACCCUCCUCCACCCCAAACCCCCGCAAUCCCCUCGCCUCCUCCGCCUCAACCCCCACUACUCCGGUCUCCGCCUCGUCCAUCCCCUCCUCCUCAUCACCACCGUCUCCCCGUCCCGCCUCGGGCCGGCACCUCUCGCCACCCCAGGACGCAGGCGCACCUCCGCCAAAAUCCAUGCCUCCGCCGCCGCUUCCUUCCCGGCCUCUCCGACCCCGCCUCCGCGCCCACCGCGAACGGAACCGCCGGAGGAACCCUCUACCGUGGCCCGCGCUGGCCGCAGCAAGAAGCACAGGAAACCGUCGGGGGGCCGCAUCGAGGGCAGCGGCGACGUGCGGCGGGAGGCCAAGUCCCGCGCCCGCAUCCGCAGCCGCCGCAUGGCCGAGAACGCCUUCUACCGGCGCAAGCGGCGCGCCGCCAAGGAGAACCAGGCCGACGCCUUCACCGACGCCGAGCUCGAGAUGAUCGGCCUCGGGUACGACCGGUCCGUCCGCUUCAUGGACGGGCCCGAUGACCCGCGCCUCCGCCAUCCUCACGACUGGUACAGGUUCGGCCGCUACGGGCCUUACUCCUGGCGCGGCAUCGUCGUCGGCCCGCCCAUUCGCGGCCGCUUCUCCGACGACCGCGUCUCCCUCAUGUCCGAGGUCUCCGACCACGACGAGUGGGACCGCGUCGAGCAGUUCGACAUGUCCAACCAGUUCUCCAACCGCCUCAACGAGCUCGACGCCGCCGUCGGGUUCCGGUACUACUGGGUCUUCGUGCGACAUCCAAGGUGGCGCCCCAGCGAGCUUCCCUGGGAGCAGUGGACGCUCUCCGCUGAGGUCGCCGUCCAGGCCAGCAAGGAGGAGCGGCUCGACAAGUGGAGCCUCAUGGGGCGGUUUGGCAACCCAACGCGCGAGCUGAUCACGCGGUGCGCGGCCUGGACUCGCCCGGACAUCAUAUAUGUCAAACGGCCGUUGUACCAGUCGCGGUUCGAGCCGCAGAAGGAUUUCUACAGCCAGCUCCGCCCAUUGGUUGAUCCCGCGACGGAGAACCAGUUCUUGUUCGAUCUCGAGCACGAUGGCCAGGUCAUUCGCACCACCUACUUCGGUGGACUCUGCCGGAUCGUGAAGGCGAGCCCAAAGGCCUAUGUGGAUGAUGUUGUGAAUGCGUACUCGAAGCUGAGCGACGCCGACAAAAACCGGUGCUUGGAGUUCCUGCUCACGAACCAUCCCAUGGAGCUGCUCCAUCCAUACACCAAGGAAUGGAAGGUCAAGCUGGAGGAGAUGGAGCUUGGAUGUGAUGCGCCAGAUGAUAAUGAGAGUGACAAUGAGGGUGGAGAUGACAGUGAAACUGAGGUUGUUGAUUGGGUUGAGGAUGAUGGGUUUGAUGAGGAUGGUGGUAUUGCUGAUGAAGAACCCGGUGAUGACGAUGAGGAAGUAAUUGAUGUCGGUGAAGAGGUAGAAACAGAAGAAGUGGAAAGUGAUGAGGAGAGUGAGAAGUACUGGGAUGAGCAAUGGAAGCAGGCGAUGACAAGUUCGGAUAAAAUGGAGAAAUUGGUCAAGACAAGCAUCGAGGCGUCAAAUGAAUAUAAUAGGCGACAGGCGGAGCAGGAGAAAGAGAUGGAGUGGAAAAUGGCGCGUUUAAACACAAUGGUUAUGGAACAGGAGCAGACCGAGGAUGAGGAUGAGCAGCAGGAGAGUUCAAAGAGCAGAGGUGCGAAUGAGAAGGGGAAGAAGGGUAAGGCACCUCCUGGGAGCUUUCUGAGGGCUGCUGUCCGGCCCUUCACCUACAGGAAUCUUGUGAAAGAAAUUGUUCUGAUGAGGCAUUUCAUUGUGGACGGUGAGAUAGUUUAGUUUCGAAAUGCUAGAUUGCUAGGAUGCUAUACAUUUGAGUUAGCCAUUUUCACUAGAUAAAUGUAGAGAGAUGGAGAUAAAUGUAGAGAGAUGGCAUAAACAGGUGUCUGGAAUUACUCGAUUGUGUACAAUUAACGUAUUUUGUUGUUUUGUCAAUUUUGAGUUGUUCUUGGGGAAUAGUCACUUAGUCGCGGUGUGAUCCUUCAUGUGUGGAAAUUUCAAUGGGUUUUGGAUAAUAGA
Molecule: messenger RNA, 2125 nt
Organism: Oryza brachyantha (malo sina)
Lineage: Eukaryota; Viridiplantae; Streptophyta; Magnoliopsida; Poales; Poaceae
Exons: 1
Coding region: 32-1885 (617 amino acids)
Source: RefSeq, a predicted model, not a curated record